AUGUCAUUAAUCAUUCAACACGGAGCACCAUUUAUUGAAAAAUUCUUGGAGAUAUUCGAACCUCACAGUGCAGAGGCAGUCCCAGUUCAAGAUGAAUACUACUUGGUACUCUUCAAGACUGUAGACUAUAUUCAUUUUACAGUAUUGCACAAUGGAAAGUACUACCACUCUUAUCCAGAAUCCAAUGUUGAAAUCAUUGCAAAUACAUCAUAUGAACUUGCCUUUGUCAAGAACCCAACCAUGGAUCACAAGAUGUGGCUCAAGUUCCGUUUCCUUCACAAGCCUAAACCAGAAGAAUUCAAUAGACGUUUGAUCGAGUUGAUGGACAAGGUUUGGACCGACGAGUACAACUGUCUCUGCUACGCCUUGGAUCUUAUGGGUAUCGAAUUCCCUCAACAAUACCUCAGUCUCAAGAUUUGGGAAGACUAUGAUUUCCUCAAAAAGGUUGGUGCCGGUAUUGUCAUUCUCGAAGCCAUCAAUUUGGCCGCCCUUGCACUCGGAGGUAUCAUCGGACACAAGAAUCUUGGUGGUAAUGCUGCUGCCCCUGCCUCUCCUACUCUUGGCGGUGCCACUGCAGGUACUGGUAGUGGUGAAUCAACAUCUGCUCCAGUCGUUGCCAAUGAUUAA
Cavenderia fasciculata is the source of this 627-nucleotide messenger RNA. RefSeq lists its product as uncharacterized. The transcript has a single exon. NCBI's taxonomy places the organism in Eukaryota, Evosea, Eumycetozoa, Acytosteliales, Cavenderiaceae. Bases 1 to 627 code for a protein of 208 amino acids. The record is from RefSeq and is a predicted model, not a curated record.